Messenger RNA from Diospyros lotus (date-plum), 2746 nucleotides. RefSeq names its product AAA-ATPase At5g57480-like. The record is from RefSeq and is a predicted model, not a curated record. The transcript has a single exon. Gene Ontology annotation, molecular function: ATP hydrolysis activity; ATP binding. Lineage: Eukaryota; Viridiplantae; Streptophyta; Magnoliopsida; Ericales; Ebenaceae. The coding region runs from base 497 to 2053 and encodes 518 amino acids.
CUCUAUAUCACCCCCCAACUGAGCCAACACCCCCCCCCCCGGCUCCUCCCUCUUUCUCUCUCUCUAUCUCUCACACACACUUGUCUUCUUCUUCUUCUUCUUCUUUCUUCCCAACCUAACCCAACCCAACCCAACAGACAACAGAGUUCAAAGAUGCUUUUUGUUUUUUUGCAUUGCCAUUUGUUGUUUUUCUUGUACUUGCAUUCAUGGCCAGCCACUCUUCCCCAAUCUCACAAGCCCUUUUCAACUUUUUGAACUUUCUUGCUUUUGCUUUAUUCUCUCUCUCAAUUUCUUCCUCAUUCAUUUUCAACUGUAACCUACUACUACCCAUUUCAAGAAUUCCAAAACCCAUUAGAGCCCUCCUGAAAUAUUUCCCUAUAUAAAUCCAGCCUCACCCUCCUCCCAAAACCCCAAGACCUACUACUACUACACCUCCUAGGCACAAAAUACUCUCUCCUCCCUGAAGCAUUCAAUUCAAAUUUCAAGGUUGAAGAAGAUGAAGGAAUUAUGGACCUCUCUGGCUUCAAUAAUGGGCGUCUGGGCCUUCUGCCAGAGCCUCCUCCACACCGUCUUCCCGCCGGAGCUCCGCUUCGCCUCCCUCCGAAUCGUCAGCCGACUCUUCAGCUCGUUCUCCUCCUACUGCUUCUACGACAUCACGGAGAUCGACGGCGUCAACACCAACGAGCUCUACAACGCCGUCCAGCUCUACCUCAGCAGCUCCGCCUCCAUCGCCGGCAGCCGCCUCAGCCUCACCCGCGCCGUCAACUCCAGCGCCAUCACCUUCGGCCUCUCCAACAACGACAGCCUUGUCGACGUCUUCCAAGGCGUCCCCGUCCUCUGGGAGCACGUCGUCACGCAGCGCCAGAACCAGACCCUCUCGUGGCGCCCAUUGCCGGAAGAGAAGAGAGGCUUCACUCUCAGAAUCAAGAAGAAGGACAAGUCUCUCAUCCUCGAUUCCUACCUCGAUCACAUCAUGGAGAAGGCCAAUGAUAUCAGGAGAAAGAAUCAAGAUCGGUUUCUCUACACCAAUUCUCGAGGCGGCUCUCUCGAUUCCAGAGGCCAGCCAUGGGAGUCCGUUCCGUUCAAGCAUCCAAGCACAUUCGAAACCUUGGCCAUGGAUCCAGCCAAGAAGGAAGAGAUCAUGACCGAUCUCAAGGACUUCGCCAAUGGCCAGUCUUUCUAUCAGAAGACUGGCCGGGCCUGGAAGAGAGGCUAUCUCCUGUACGGCCCGCCGGGAACCGGCAAAUCGAGCAUGAUCGCCGCCAUGGCGAACUACCUCGGCUAUGAUAUCUACGAUCUGGAAUUAACCGAAGUUCACCACAAUUCCGACCUGAGGAAGCUCUUGAUGAAGACGACUUCGAAAUCGAUAAUCGUGAUCGAAGACAUUGAUUGCUCCAUCAAUUUGACGAACCGGAAGAAGACCGCGGCUGGCGCGCCAGCGAGGAGCCACCUCGAUGAAAUGAGAGGCGGCGCUGUCCCGGCCGGCGCCGGCGAGGACGGCGGGAAUUCGAUCACGCUUUCCGGCUUGCUGAACUUCACCGACGGGCUCUGGUCGUGCUGCGGCAGCGAGCGGAUCUUCGUCUUCACGACGAACCACAUCGAGCGGCUUGAUCCGGCAUUGUUGCGAAGUGGCCGAAUGGAUAUGCAUAUAUUCAUGAGCUAUUGCUCUUUCCCGGCAUUGAAGAUUCUGCUGAAGAAUUACCUAGGGUUGGGCGACGGCAACUUGGACGAGCGGCUGUUAACGGAGUUGGAGGAGGUGGUAGGCGAGGUGCGGAUGACUCCGGCGGACAUCAGCGAGGUCCUGAUCAAGAACCGGCGGAGCAAGGAGAAGGCGGCGAACGAGCUUCUGAAGGUGCUGAAGUCGAGAGCCGAGAAGAACAGAGGCAACGCUGGCGGCGACCCGAGGGAGAGGAGUUCGUCGGAAGAUGCAGACGGAGAGGAGGAGCAAGUGAAGCGUCCUCUGGAGAGCCCGAAGCAAGGCGGCGAGCCGCAAGAAAGCAGCCUCGAGAAAGGCCAUGAAAACGGCGGUGGCGAGGACAAGAAGCCGAAUUAACCAUAGCCAUUUGCUUGCAGAGGAAAUUCAACAGCUGGUAGAGCAUAUAAAACCAAAAGCUUAAUUUUACAUCCAAUCCAUUUCAAUUAAUUUAAACCUGUUCUAUGGCCAUGGGUCUUCUUCUUCAUCUUCCAUCUUCACCAUCAUUCAUCUAUCUGUGUAUCUAUCUCUAUCCAUCCGUUUUUUGGGGGCCAAAUAAUGAAACGGAUCAUAUCAAGCGUUAUAUAUAAAAAUUAUAUUAUAUUUCUAUCCAUCCAUCCAUCUAUCUAUUUGGGGGCCAGCCAUUGAUUUUAUCUUCUUCACAUGCUUCUUAGCUGGCCGUGCUGUGCCUCCACCCCCCACACUACAGGCUACAGCGGCACAUGCCCAAAAAAUCUCUUCAAUUUUCUCGAGAAAAUGCUGCCGUCAUAUUUAAUUUUCUCGGGAAAAUAUUACCAACAGGUAUCGAAGAAAUCAAGGCAAUAAUUAUUCAGACAAGGAGCAAAUCCGAAGGGAAGGAAAAGCAAGAUGGAGGAUUUGGGCACUAAAAAAGAAAAAAAAGAAAGAAAAUCAAAAGAAAAUGUCUCCCCCCCAAGUGCAGUCCGACCGACCUCAUUUCAUGUGUUGAUUCGAUUUGGACCCAUACAUCAUACCUUUUAUUAUUAUUAUUCAAUUUAAUAAUAUUCAUGAAGUGGAUUGAAAUGAAAGGGGGGA